Messenger RNA from Episyrphus balteatus (marmalade hoverfly), 2262 nucleotides. RefSeq names its product augmin complex subunit dgt6 (gene dgt6). Lineage: Eukaryota; Metazoa; Arthropoda; Insecta; Diptera; Syrphidae. The transcript has 3 exons. Gene Ontology annotation, biological process: spindle assembly. Gene Ontology annotation, molecular function: microtubule binding. Gene Ontology annotation, cellular component: mitotic spindle microtubule; HAUS complex. The coding region runs from base 75 to 2225 and encodes 716 amino acids. The record is from RefSeq and is a predicted model, not a curated record.
UGAACACAAUAACCUAUCAUUAGAUACAAUCAGUAGUGUAUUAUUUCUUGUCAACGAAUUUAAAUCUUGUAAACAUGCUGCCAAACAAAAAGAGAUUACAACCUAAAAUAUCUACAAUCAAAAGCAAUACCACCACCACCAAUGGCUCAAGCUUUCAAGUUCGCAAUAUGGAUCGCACAGUAAUCGAUACAUGGAAAGCUGAAGAAAAAGAAUUUGGUGAAAAACUCCAUACAAAACUAACCGUCUUAACAACUUUAAUCCAACCGCCCACAGAAGACUUUAAAAAAUGCUUUGUUCCCGAUAUGUUCUUGAAACCAAACCAAAAAGCAUUUUUCCAUGUAAUGCAUUAUCUAUUUACUCUAUUAGAUCCUUUAGAGUUUAAAAAACGUUUCUAUUGGCCAAUUGCUGAUAAAAAAUCCGAAGCAAAUUUCCGAUCAUCUACAGUCCAAUAUUUAAUGCAUUUAAAUGAAAAACACAAUUUGCAAUGGGCUAAUGUUAAGAGCUAUCUUGUUGUAAUGCCAGGUGGUAUGAAAUUUAUUGUAUUCUUAUUAGAUUUAGUUGAUUUCAUUGUCAAAGAGUUGAUUAAGCAACGUGAAAAGCCAAUUCUUGGCGACAUGACUCGGGAACAAUUUUCUGAGUUUUCCAUCGAUCGUAUGAGAGCUCAGAAUAAAAUUCACAAAGAAUAUGCUUCCCGUUAUGUUAAAGCAAUCGAUCUACAAAUUGCUAAUUUGAAAGAAAACACUGAAAACUUAUGGAAGCAUAUAAAUAGCAUCUCGUUUCCGAAUGUCAAGACAUCGGAAUUGUUUGAUGAUUCUGUGCUCUCUGAAUUUGCAGCGAGCAAUCGUCAGUUAUUCAAAAACAGAAUCCAACAAAAGGUUGAAAAGAUUGUCUCUAUAGAAGAGCCUUUGAAAGAGCUCAAAGAAAAGUUAGAUCGCUUCCAAAAUCACGAAGCUGGAGUAAAGUACGAUAAGGAAAUGGUUAAGCGAUCUUUAUUGAAGCUUAAAGUACUUUACCCAGAUUUGGAAGUUGGUUCACUAAUGCAUGGAUCUGACCUGCAAAUGGGAACUCUCCUUAAAGCCUUUAAUCGCAUUUAUCCCGAUCUAGAAUGCAAUAUAAUUGCAGUCGAUCAACAAGGUAAUCGAAAUGAUUUUAUUGGCAAGGAACUGUUGACCUUGAAAACUGAUAUUCUUCAAGUAGAAACUCAGACGACAAAGUUUUUGUCAUCAAUUAGUGGGGAAUUUAAGAAUCCUCAAACUAAAAUCAUCACUCCAGUUCGUCAGAAUUCCACAGCUCCAAAUGGUGCUAGUAUACUCUUUUCGAAAUUUGUCAAUACACCACCAAUAAAGCUGGACAUGAUUGACAAUAAGAUGAACACCAAUCCUAGACUUCCAUUCUUAGAUGACUUUGCUAUGGAAAGGUCAAUUGAGUCGUUUUGUUUUAUUAAUCAACAAAAUACUUUAUUUCCGGCUCCACCGAGGUCGGCUAAAAAAUCACAUGAUACUUCAGUGAAACUCAAUCAAAGUACAGUUGGAAAGUCGAAGAUUGUUGAUCCAUUGAGAUUGUUGCGAACUUUGAAUAAAGAUACUUCGAAAGCUAAGAAUUCAUCGAGAAAUCUUUCAUCACUGCAAUCGAAAUGGAAGAAACACGAGGAUUUGUUUGGGAGGGAAGAAGCUGAUACAUCAUCGAUAGAUAUUGAUGGUUGUAAGACUAUGGUCUCUAUGAGUGUUGAACCGCCAGUGGAUUCGAAUGAUAAUACCACGAGGAAUAUUUAUCAAGUGGAAAUACCUCCAGUGAAUGCUGUUUCUGAUGGGAAUAUUUUAUUUCCUCGAAAGAUAUCGGCUGUUAAGAAAGUUCAAGAUGCAUCGUUGAAUUUUCAGAAUUUAAGUACAAGUCCUUCGGGGAGAUUGGAUCCAUUGGUCCCCUUCGAUAUAAAAGAAUUCCCUAAAAUUCUACUAAACGAUCGGACUAUUUUGGAGAAUUUAUCUUCAUCGAGUAAAAUUGAUUUUCUUGAUGUUUUUAAUGCUGACAAAUCCUUUGGAGCUAAUGAAGACAUCAAUAAGAGCUUUCGGGCAAAACCUAAACCAUCCAAAGCUGCUGCUGCUGCUGAUGAGAAUAAUCCAAAUUUAUCAAAUAUUCUAUUUGAUUUGAAAGAAAAUGAUAGUAGUUUGAAUUCUGAUGCAAUUUUUGAUAUUAGCGAUGGCGUUUUGAAGGAUGUAACUAUGUAAUAUUUGUUUUAAUAUAUUAAGUUUUCUAUUUUUUUAA